This is a messenger RNA of Cotesia glomerata, 1474 nucleotides long. Its product is annotated as protein saal1. The record is from RefSeq and is a predicted model, not a curated record. The transcript is spliced from 5 exons. The coding region runs from base 168 to 1370 and encodes 400 amino acids. NCBI's taxonomy places the organism in Eukaryota, Metazoa, Arthropoda, Insecta, Hymenoptera, Braconidae.
AACAUAUUUCUGUUGAUGCCUGUUUGUGCCUGUCGGAUCGAUCGCUUUUUGUUUAUGUUGCUUCAUUGUAUUGUAAUUGUAUAAUUGUGUAAAAGUACGGAACUUUUAUAUAGAAGAUAUUUAUUUUAUUUAUUGUUUGAUUGGAAGACUUUUAACGAGUGUCAACAAUGUCUAAUGAAGAAGCUGUUUCGGGAAUUGAACAAUUAAACAUUGCUGAUAAUGAACUUAUGGUUGCCAAUGCUGAUAAUGUGGGAGAUACUACUUAUAGUGCGACUUGGAUUUUAAGAAGAUUGUUGACUUUAUCCAAGAUUAAUGAAGAACCAUGGUCAACAGAUCUAGAAACAGACCUUUGUUAUCUGUGGGACAUGACAACAGAGAAAGAUAUUGUUGACUUUUUGUGUCAAAACAAUUUUUUGUCUGUUUCUGAAUUUGUAAUUGAUAAUGCACCAGAGCCGAGAUGCAGGGAAAUAAUAGUAGGAAUCUUAGGAAAUUUAUGUUCACAGCCAACAGCGUUCACUCGUAUUACUAAUACACCCACAUUAGUAACUAAAUUAUUAAGCUUGAUGUCUUCUGACGAUACUGAAACGCUGAUUCAAGUUUUAAGAGUACUCCAAGCUGGAUCUCGUGAUAUGCAGAUUACUAUUACAUCACCUUGGCGAGAAUACUUGCUAUAUAGUAAACCUUUGGCGGAUGCACUAACAUUUAUUUUCAAUAGUUCAACAAAUAGUCAAUUAUUGAGAGAAUCUUUGGCUUUAAUGCAUACAAUUGCUACGAAUACAAUAUUUCUCAAUGAAAUAUUUGAAAUAAAUCCUCUGCUGGUAGGCUUAGUAGAAACUUUUGACCAGUUAAUGCCGUCAGAGCAAGAAGAAGAAGCAGCAGAAGAUGAUGAGAAUGAAUCAAAUGAUCAAGUUAUCAUUGAACGUUGGCUUGAAAUUAUUACGAAAAUUGUUGAACGCCAAUCAACGACUCGUAUAAACAACUACCAAGAUAUUAUCCGUGUUGUGAUUAAGAUACUGGGAAAAUUAGAAGAAAACAUGAUUCCGAUGGAUGAAAACAAAGCUUCUUCCAUUUAUGAUUGUGUAGUAAUAGCUAAUUGGUUGAAAAAACAUCGUUAUCACGUUGAUAUUAAUUUUUUAUGCCCACUUACUAAGAUUAUGAUUAAACUUGAUGAUGAAAUAUCGAGGCAACAAGAGAACGACAAAGAAAUCAUGGUUGAUUUAUUGAAGCACUUACAUAGAUACUGGCUUGGUGUUUAUGGUGCCAGUGAUGAAGUGAUUACCGACGAAUAUUUAGCAACAUGUCCAUCUGAAGUUUCAAGAUACUUAAUGAAUUAUAUUUUUAAUGGAACUAGACAUUACAAUAAGUUUUAAUUUUCUUUUAUUUAACACUUGAGUCUUUACGAUUUUAUUUUUUUCAAAUUUAAUUUUAAAUAUUCUUCUAUUUUUAUCUUUAUGUAAACAAUAGUAUUAAUAAA